AUGAAUGUGCCCCAGAUCCAGAAGACCCCUGCUCCCAGCAUUGUUGUUGUCAAGAUGAACCCAUCAACUCCAGGUCCCAAAAACAUUGUUUUCAAAAAGACAACAUCUGAUAAAUCGAUUGCUGUCUACUUGGGCAAAAGGGACUUUGUGGAUCAUGUCACCCACACUGAUCCUGUUGAAGGUGUGCUUGUAUUGGACACUGGCUACAUUAAGGAUAAAAAAGUGUUUUGCAGAUUGCUCUGUGCAUUCCGCUAUGGACGUGAGGAUAUAGAUGUUUGUGGGUUGAAGUUCAGAAGAGACCUACAUGAGGCCACUGUGCAGGUCUAUCCACCUCCGUCAGGAGAAAAACCUAAACCCCAAACCAAGUUGCAGGAACGUUUGGCAAGGAAAUUUGGAGAUAAAGCUUAUCCAUUCAACUUUCAGUUCCCAGACUAUCUACCUUGUUCUGUAACGUUGCAGCUGGGUCCCAAUGAAAUUGACAAGCAAUGUUGUGGGGUGGACUUUCAAAUAUUGGCAUUCUGUGCAAAGACUCUCAGCAUUGAUGAGAAAAUCUCUAAAAGGAGUUCCGUGUCCAUGGUUAUCCGCAAGGUACAGUAUGCUCCUGAUAAACCAAUUUUUCGGCCAGUGGCUAAAACUACCAGACAAUUCCUCAUGUCAGAUAAACCUCUCCACUUAGAAGCAUCACUUAACAAAGAGAUUUAUUACCAUGGUGAGCCAGUUGAAGUCAGUGUUGAGGUGACCAACCAUUCCACCAAGACCGUGAAGAAGAUAAAAGUAACAGCUGAUCAGAUUGCAUCAGUGUUGCUGUACUCUCAUGACAAAUACAGCCAGACAGUGGCUACCGAGGAAAUGGAUGAACAGGUGGCUCCAGGUUCCACUCUAAAGAAAGUCUACACUCUCUAUCCUAUCAUUGCUAAUAACCGUGAGAAGCAUGGUGUGGUGCUGGAUGGAAAACUCAGACAUGAGGACACCAACUUGGCUUCUACCACUAUCUUAAAAGAAGGAAUUGAUCGAGAAGUUUGGGGAAUUCUUGUUUCCUACAAAGUAAGGGUGAAAUUGAUUGUAUCUGGGAUGCUGGGGGAUGUUUUGUUCAGUGAUAUUGCUGUGGAUUUACCCUUCUUGCUCAUGAACCCCAAACCCCAAACCGAAAGCCUUAUUGAUCAUGAUGACAUUGAGUUUGAAGACUUUGAUCGGGGUGGUCCUAUGGCAGUGACAGAAGAUCUCAAGGAAGGUUCUGAGUCUCCCUUCAGCAACUCAGUUGCCUCUAAAUAG
Molecule: messenger RNA, 1272 nt
Organism: Rhincodon typus (whale shark)
Lineage: Eukaryota; Metazoa; Chordata; Chondrichthyes; Orectolobiformes; Rhincodontidae
Product: S-arrestin-like
Exons: 16
Coding region: 1-1272 (423 amino acids)
Biological process (GO): signal transduction; G protein-coupled receptor internalization
Cellular component (GO): photoreceptor outer segment; photoreceptor inner segment
Molecular function (GO): G protein-coupled receptor binding
Source: RefSeq, a predicted model, not a curated record